UCGUAUAGAGCGUAAGUAUCAUAUCCGUAAAAAGUGUAGGCUAGUUUAGAGGUUCUCAAAUAAUCUUUCAACUGAAACGCAUGCGGUUUCCGAGUGAUAAUACCGAUUUUCUCGUCUAUAUCUAAGAUCGAUGAAUAUCCGUCACGUAACAUUCAUUGUUAAUUUAAUCUGCGUGACGAUACGAAUACAUAAAUGCGUGUAAUGGAAGAUAUAACUACGGAUGAAAAUAAUUUCUCACGGAAAUUUGGCGCAUGGCUACUUGAUCGGUCAUUUCCACUCGGCCGAAUGUAAACCGAAAUGUAACCGAAAAAAAACUGUUUCGGUCGACACGGUUGAUAAAUUAUUUGCCUACCACCAAAUUAACGUCGUUUCUAAUUCGUGAAAACUUGUCGUUCGUCGAAAGAUGAUCGAUCGCAUCGCAUCACGUCUCGUGGUGUCCGUAUAAUGACCGUCGUCGUCAGAAGCCGGAAUAAUACUCGUUUCUUUGGGUAAUUACAUUAUCGUUUGUGCGGGCAGCAACGACGGUAAUUCAAAGGGAGAAGUUGAACUCGACUCGAUCGAGUCUCUUGAUUUUUAGAAAAUGGUUGUCACGUUGUAAUACGAACGUCGAAUUAUUGUAUCCAGUUUUAAAUUAAUUAUCCGAUAUUAUUAUUCAAUCGUAUAGCGUGUAAUUUUUUUUGACCAUCCAAAACUCGCCAUCUAUUCUAAUCGCAAAUUUUACCACGGAAAGACAAUAAAAAGAAAAAGAAGGUGAAGAAAAAAAAAAAAGAGAAAGAAGAAAUUGACUUUUCUUCAUAUGCUAAGAUUUAAGCAAUUCUAUUUGUUAUUAUUUGAAAGUGGAGAUUACAUAUGGAUCGAACCAAUCUCAGGGAGAGAAUUUGACGUUGCCAUCGGAGCACGAGUUAUUUCCGCGGAAGGCAGACGCAUUCAAGUGAAAGACGACGAUAACAAGGAACAAUGGCUGACUCCAGAGAGGCGAAUAAAAGCGAUGCAUGCCACUUCUGUGCAAGGUGUAGAAGAUAUGAUCAGUUUAGGAGACCUCCAUGAAGCGGGCAUUUUAAGGAAUUUGUUGAUCCGUUAUAACGAGAAUCUUAUAUACACGUACACCGGUUCGAUUCUAGUCGCUGUGAAUCCAUAUCAAAUAUUGCCUAUUUAUACCGCGGAACAAAUCAAAUUGUACAAGGAUCGUAAAAUCGGAGAGCUACCGCCGCAUAUAUUCGCAAUUGGAGAUAAUAGUUAUGCACAUAUGAAUCGAUAUGGCCAAGAUCAAUGCAUAGUGAUCAGCGGCGAAAGCGGAGCCGGCAAAACGGAAAGUACGAAACUAAUUUUGCAAUAUUUGGCAGCGAUUAGCGGCAAGCAUUCUUGGAUCGAACAACAAAUUUUGGAAGCGAAUCCCAUCUUGGAAGCAUUUGGCAAUGCCAAGACUGUACGAAACGAUAAUUCAUCACGCUUUGGAAAAUACAUUGACAUUCACUUUAACGAGCAAGGGGUAAUAGAGGGAGCAAAAAUAGAGCAAUAUUUAUUGGAAAAGUCACGAAUAGUUUCGCAAAGUCUGGACGAAAGAAACUAUCAUGUAUUUUAUUGCAUGCUGGCUGGUCUUUCGAAAGAAGAGAAGCAAAAGUUGGAAUUGGAAGACGCUUCUUCGUACAAGUAUUUAACAGGGGGUGGUAGUAUCACGUGCGAAGGUCGAGAUGACGCUGCAGAAUUUGCUGACAUCAGAUCGGCAAUGAAGGUUUUACUGUUCUCUGACAUGGAAAUAUGGGAGAUACUUAAGCUUCUUGCUGCCUUGUUGCAUAUGGGAAAUGUCAAAUACAGAGCUAUCGUCGUAGACAAUUUAGACGCCACCGAAAUUCCGGAACAAACAAAUGUGCAAAGAGUGGCGCAUUUAUUGGGCGUACCCGUUCAGUCUUUGAUAGACGCACUUACCCGUAAAACGAUAUUCGCUCACGGUGAGACUGUUGUGUCCACGUUGUCCAGGGAACAAUCGGUGGAUAUCAGGGACGCGUUCGUGAAGGGAAUAUAUGGACGUUUGUUCGUGCACAUCGUAAAAAAGAUAAACGAAGCAAUUUACAGGCCCAAGAACACGUCUAGAAGCGCUAUAGGUGUACUGGACAUAUUCGGUUUUGAAAAUUUCAGUCACAACAGUUUUGAGCAAUUUUGCAUCAAUUACGCAAAUGAAAAUCUGCAACAAUUUUUCGUCCAACAUAUUUUCAAGCUUGAACAAGAAGAAUAUAAUCACGAGGGUAUAAAUUGGCAACACAUCGAGUUUGUCGACAAUCAGGAUGCCCUCGAUUUGAUAGCCAUCAAGCAAUUAAAUAUCAUGGCACUGAUCGACGAGGAAUCAAAGUUUCCCAAAGGCACGGAUCAAACUAUGCUGGCCAAGAUACAUAAAACUCACGGAAGCCAUCGGAAUUAUUUGAAACCAAAAUCAGAUAUCAACACGUCUUUCGGCCUGAAUCAUUUCGCCGGUGUCGUGUUCUACGAUACAAGAAGUUUUCUCGAGAAGAACAGGGAUACGUUCAGUGCCGAUUUGUUGCAAUUGAUUCACAUAUCGUCGAACAAAUUUCUGCAAGCUUGCUUCGCCGAGGACAUAGGUAUGGGGUCCGAGACCAGAAAAAGGACACCCACCUUGUCCACCCAGUUCAAAAAGUCUUUGGACUCGUUGAUGAAAACGUUGUGCAGUUGUCAACCUUUCUUCAUCAGAUGCAUCAAACCGAACGAAUACAAGAAACCGAUGAUGUUCGACAGAGGCCUUUGUUGCCGUCAAUUAAGAUAUUCUGGCAUGAUGGAAACGAUCCGAAUUCGUAGGGCUGGUUACCCGAUCAGGCAUUCUUUUCCAGAAUUCGUCGAGAGAUACAGGUUUUUGAUACCGGGUAUACCACCUGCCCAUAAAGUAGAUUGUCGCGCGGUUACGUCAAAAAUUUGUCACAUAGUGUUGGGAAAAUCGGAUUAUCAACUCGGGCAUACGAAGGUGUUUCUCAAAGAUGCCCACGACUUAUUCUUGGAGCAAGAACGCGACCGUGUUUUAACGCGAAAAAUUCUAAUACUGCAACGCAAUAUACGUGGCUGGGUUUACAGAAGAAGAUUCCUCCGCACGAGAGCAGCGGCAACGGUCGUGCAAAAAUACUGGAGAGGUUAUGCGCAACGGCAACGAUAUAAACGCAUGCGCAUCGGUUACAUGCGACUACAAGCCCUGAUCAGAUCGCGAGUAUUGUCGCACAGGUUUAGACACCUCAGAGGGCACAUAGUCGCUCUUCAGGCGCGAGCCAGGGGCUAUCUGGUACGGAAAAUGUAUCAGAAAAAAUUACUUCGAAAGAAAGAGGAACGGGAAUUGAAAGACCAAGGUAACAAACGGGCAAAAGAAAUUGCCGAGCAAAACUAUAGGGAACGAAUGCAAGAGUUGGAGAGGAAAGAAAUAGAGAUGGAAUUGGAAGAUCGGCGUAGAAUGGAAUUAAAAAGAAUCUAAUAAACGACGCAGCUAAGAAGCAAGAUGAGCCGGUUGAUGAUAGCAAAUUGGUCGAGGCUAUGUUCGAUUUCUUGCCGGAUUCAAGCAGCGAGGCUCCACCCCUGCCAGGGAAACUUCUGUAUUCAACGAUCUACCAGCUCCAAAGGCGGAUCAACAGGAAAUCAUCAGUCCUGUUCAAACGGCCUCGGAGGAUGAGGAGGAUUUAUCGGAGUUCAAAUUCCAAAAAUUUGCGGCAACCUAUUUCCAAGGGAAUAUCACGCAUCAAUAUUCGAGAAAGCCGUUGAAGCAUCCAUUGUUGCCUUUGCAUACCCAAGGAGACCAGUUAGCCGCGCAAGCUUUAUGGAUCAC
Apis florea (little honeybee) is the source of this 3814-nucleotide messenger RNA. It is a transcript of the gene ck, whose product is annotated as unconventional myosin-VIIa ck. Gene Ontology annotation, molecular function: protein binding; ATP binding; cytoskeletal motor activity. Lineage: Eukaryota; Metazoa; Arthropoda; Insecta; Hymenoptera; Apidae. The record is from RefSeq and is a predicted model, not a curated record. Gene Ontology annotation, cellular component: myosin complex; cytoskeleton.